AUGGCUCUACAAGUUCAGUUGUCGCGUUAUAUGGAACGUGUGAAGGAUAACAGGGGGAUAAGGUUCGUGUUAGCCACCGCUGUAGUUUUGCUGCUACUCGGCAUUAUAUGCGCGAUAUUUUUCGGGACCUGGGUCAGACUAUUUAUUGAUCAUGAGCUGGUGCUCCGCCCUGGCUCGAUGACCUUCGAGUGGUGGGCGCGACCGCCGGUGCGACCGUUCGUUCAUGUGUACGUCUACAACGUCACCAACGCUGAUGAGUUCCUCAACAACGGCUCCAAACCGAUACUCGAUGAACUCGGCCCCUACGUGUACUCGGAAGAGUGGGAGAAAGUGAACAUAACCGACAACGAGAACGGGACGCUCUCCUUCCACUAUAAAAGGACAUACACAUUCCAGCCAGAACUAAGCUCGGGCCUCGACGAUGAUGCCGUCGUCGUGCCCAAUAUUCCCAUGCUG
Messenger RNA from Parnassius apollo (apollo), 456 nucleotides. The record is from the annotation of a GenBank genome assembly. Lineage: Eukaryota; Metazoa; Arthropoda; Insecta; Lepidoptera; Papilionidae.